AUGGACAAUAAGCUGAUUUCAAGCAAAGGGUGUGGAACAUCAUAUAACUGCCUUACAUGUCAUUUGCUUUGCAUAGUGCAGCUUAUUUUUUCAGAUUCAUGUUUGCAAUAUUGGUUCAUAAUCAUCGCAGAUGAAAUUAGCAACUCGAGUGAGCAAUUCAUCUUGCUAAACACUGUUUUCAACAUUGCUAAAGCUGUUGAUUUCUGGAGAAACCCUGCCAAUCAUAGUUUUACUGUUUACGUCAGGAUUAUCCGAAAUAACUACCUCUUAACACAUCUCCAAUGGAAGCUAUCUAAUCUGUGUAUUGUCAUAAUGCCUCGAUGCAAAUCAUCAAAUCCUUGUUCAACUUCAUCAAACAAGGAGAACUCCUUUCAUAUGGGAUACACGCGACGAGAAUCAAGCCUGGAAACUGAUCAUGAACAACACUUUUGUACUGAUAAUGUAUACAUAUUUGUUCGAGGAAUUAAUCAGUUUCUUGAAUUCUUCAAGGGAAAAAAGAUAAGCUCUUUUAAGCUAUGCUAUUGUCUUGUUCAUAGUGUGACCGAUGAUAUGAAUCGAUGGGUUAGGUUUGCAGUACAAAUGGGUGCUGAAACUCUGUAUCUUGGAUUACAAUGUAAGAAACAUCGGCGCCUACAUGUUUCUAAGACCGCGCAAGUAAAGUAUGUCUUAGAGAAAGACAUAUUCGGGGGCGGUAGACAGAAUAAUGUAAAGCAUUUGCACUUAGUUGAUUGCUGCAUAGGAAAAAGCAUAAGCCAGCAAUUCAGUUACUUGGAAACUCUUGUCAUGGAUCGUUCGCCUCUAGCCCUAUAUGAUCUGCAAAGCGUGUUUUCUUGUUUGCUGAACCUUAGAACUCUAAUGUUCGUAAAAUGUGAUCUUCCUGUCAUGUUAUGCUUUGCUUCUUUACUUGAUCUGAGGGACCUCCGAUUCAUGGGAUGCUCUGGAAUCAAAGGUAUCAAAUUGUCUAAUGCCAGGCUUGAUGGUCUUGUAUGUAUCGAUUGUAAAAGCCUUAUAUUGGAUUUCAGUGGGGCUCCAGUGUUGAGUAACUUGGUCUAUUUUAGUAACAACCAUGUACAAAUUCUCCAAAUUGCUUCUCAAAUUUGUGAAUUAUCCAACAUGACACCAAGUUGACGCGUAUCUAUGUUCGAUCUAGAAUUAACUGGGGUUAUUUAUUUCUAGUGCCAGAGAGGAUGCUUAUCUUCAGCAAUGUGUUACAACUAAAGCUUGAGCUAACGUGCGAAACAGAGUUUGAUAUAUGGAAAAUGAUUUCCAUUCUUAGAGCCUGUCCU
Molecule: messenger RNA, 1286 nt
Organism: Mercurialis annua (annual mercury)
Lineage: Eukaryota; Viridiplantae; Streptophyta; Magnoliopsida; Malpighiales; Euphorbiaceae
Exons: 8
Coding region: 1-1128 (375 amino acids)
Source: RefSeq, a predicted model, not a curated record